AUGUUUAUCACUAAAGUUGAUUCUUUUGAUCCAGGCAAUUCAAGUGGAAUCGUGCAAAUAUCAAGAAGCCCUUGCGGGAAGUUUCUAGCAGUCAUUACACAAACUUCUCUUUGUAUAAAAGACUUAUUAACUUAUAAAUUUACAUUAAUUUCAAUAUAUACAAGAGAUGGCAAUUCAAUGGAUCAAAAUGGAUUCAAUCACUGGAUACAGUGGAUAAAUUCGUCAUGUAUUGUUGUCGGAACUCAAGCUGGACACGUUUUCAUUUUUAAUUUAGACGAUUCAGGCAACAUUAUAAAUCAUUCAAAGUUCUAUUAUCAAUCAAUCAUUACAGCAUAUUCAUCUGCAUAUAAUACUUUAAUCGUAGCUUCAUCAGGACCAAAAAUUUCAUUCAUAUCUCCUGAUGGAGUCGUUAGAUCACAAGUACAAUUCGAGUCAUCAGUUCCUUCUAUCAUAAGACACAUUGACUUUUCCGAUAAUACAGCAGCUUUCACUUUUUCUGAUGGAACAGUUUCAAUUUCUUCUUUUAAAGAAUCAGACAUCAUUAAGCAAACUCCAUUGAACGUUAACUUGUUACCAAUGACAGAUAUCAUCUCAACAAAGAUUUUUAGAAAACAAAUUGCUUUAUUGACUUUUUCAGGGAUGAUCUACAAACUACCAUUAAAUACUGAUAGAUCCGAAGUUUCUCUUGUCUCUGAAUCAACUUAUCUCUUUAAUUGGGCAAGAGAUGGUUCACAUAUUAUUUCAUUAACAGCAGAAGGGUUUAUUUCCGUUUAUUCAUCAAGGACAACAAGAUCCUCUAAAACAAAAGUAGAUUUUGGCCUUAAAAUCAAUGAAAAUACAGGAUUAUUCCCAAAUUUUAUUACUUCAGAAAUUGAUGGCUCAGGUCUCAGAUUUUUCUGUGCAACUGUUGACAAAUGCUUUGUUAUUACAUUUGCAGCUACUGAUUAUCGAUUGCCAAGCAAAGUUUUCCAUUCUCCAACAAAAAUUUUUGAUCAACUCAAAGAAGAGGUCAGAAUUCCAGAUGACAUGGUAAAUGAGUAUUUCCCAAUCCAAUACGCAACUACAUGCAAUUAUAAUGCUUUAAUUGCUUCUCGUUCAAAUUUCCAAAAAUAUAAUAUUGAAAAAAGAGCCAAGAACAGUUUAUCCGUUCCAAAUUAUAUGUGUAGAGCAUUGUGGACCCAAAACGAUUACUUUAUUUCCAUUGUUUUCGAUUCAAAUGAUCCACAAUAUAAAUUACUUGUCAUUGAUCCGGAAACAAGCAAAAUUCUACACAACAUACCACUCAAUGGCGUUUUUAUUACUGCAGAAUACAAGAAUAACCAUAUUUUGAUAGUUAUGCAGUAUUCCGCGAUUAUUCUUGAAAUUUUGCCAAGAGAAAUCAAACUUUUGAAAGAGAUAAAAGGUGAAAAAGAAUCUCCGUUUGAAGGAGGAACUUUUUCUGAAGAAGAUUUAUCUCUUUAUUUAAUAAUUUCAAACGAUAGAACUUUAAUACAUUUCCCAUCAGGCGAUGUAAUAUGCCAAGAAGUGUCUUAUGCAUAUUGUUCUCAAAACGCUUCUUUACUUUUCAUUAUAACACAUUCAAAUCAGUUUGUUAGAUAUAAUAAUGCAAUGAUAAGGCUUCCGAAGCCUUUCUUAUAUAUUGAUGGAUACAUUGGAUACUCUUUACCUGAUGAAUACGAAAUUGGAAAAAUUAAAUUUUUAUCUAACCAAUUUUUGGAUAUAAUUUUGAUGCAUUUCAUCGAUAAUCCUGAAUUAGUUGCUAAAUUAAUUCUUUCUACUAAGGAUCAGGCUGGUUUAAUGGACGGAUUUGUUUUAUUUGUUAAAAAAGCAUUGAAACAGAAGAAACAAGGAAAUUUAGCCAAAAUAUGCAUGAAUAUACAAGAUAUAAAAGAUCAUUUCUUAGUUGUAGCACUUUUCUCUGUUGAUCCGGAAUAUAUUGACUUUAUUAAGUCUUUAUUACCAAAGUAUGAAGAAUUAGUUGUAAAAUUUCCAGAUCUGAAAAGCGACCUGAAUAAAGUUUAUAAAUAA
This is a messenger RNA of Trichomonas vaginalis G3, 2028 nucleotides long. Its product is annotated as WD40 repeat-like family. Bases 1 to 2028 code for a protein of 675 amino acids. The record is from RefSeq and is a predicted model, not a curated record. Gene Ontology annotation, molecular function: protein binding. Lineage: Eukaryota; Parabasalia; Trichomonadida; Trichomonadidae. The transcript has a single exon.